CGUCAUCGGCGAAACGCGCGGCAAGAAUCUAACCUUCAAGUUGUUCAAACGGUUCGAGAAAGCUCGGAGCCGGUGUUUUUACGCGACACGAUGACGUCCAGCAACGAACAGCUCGUGAAUUUACCAUGGGUCGAAAAAUAUCGUCCCAAGAGCUUGGACGAUCUCAUCUCCCACGAGACAAUAAUAAAGACGAUAAACAAAUACAUCGACGAGAAUCAAUUGCCGCAUCUUCUCCUGUAUGGGCCACCUGGGACAGGGAAGACCAGCACCAUACUGGCGUGUGCUCGUAAACUUUAUACUCCGGCUCAGUUUAAUUCAAUGGUGCUAGAAUUGAAUGCUUCUGAUGACAGAGGCAUAGGUAUCGUGCGAGGCCAGAUUCUGAGUUUUGCCAGUACUGGAACCAUGUACAAAUCCAAGUUUAAAUUAAUUAUCCUGGACGAGGCCGACGCUAUGACGAUCGACGCUCAGAACGCACUCAGAAGAAUCAUUGAGAAGUAUACGGAUAAUGUGCGUUUCUGUAUUAUAUGCAACUACCUCAGCAAGAUCAUCCCAGCAUUGCAGUCGCGUUGCACCAGGUUUAGAUUCCUGCCUCUUGCGGCGGAGCAAAUUGUGCCAAGACUGAAUCACGUCAUUGAAGCAGAGAACUUAAAAGUUACGGAGGAUGGAAAAGAAGCACUAAUGACAUUGAGCGGCGGCGAUAUGAGGAAGGUGAUAAGUGUGCUUCAAAGUACAUGGUUCGCUUACGGUAAGGUGAACCAGGAGAAUGUAUAUAAUUGCGUUGGACAUCCGUUACCAAGGGACAUAAAUAAUAUUGUAAACUGGCUGCUAAACGAUUCUUACGACACAUGUUAUAGGAAGAUUCAAGAGCUAAAAUUGAAUAAGGGACUUGCGCUGCAAGACAUAUUGACAGAAAUUCACGCGUGCGUAGUUAAAAUUGAUUUUCCCGAUCCGAUAUUUAUUGAUUUACUGUGCAGAAUGGCAGAGAUAGAGAAAAGACUGGCUUCUGGAUGUCGCGAUGCUAUUCAAGUAAAUUCUCUCAUAUCUGCAUUUUACAAAGUUCGUGAUAUUGAAACGUGAUAUCGCUUUUCAAUAUCGCUCGGGAUAAUUGAAGAAUAUCUUAUUUUGUAAAUACUGAGUAUUCUUCCUCAAGAUAUAACCUGUUAUUUGUCACGUAUUUAUACACAUUACAUUGGUAGCACAUAAAUCACAACAUGUGAAAAACAUUUUUACUGUUUUUGAAAGAAAAUAAAUAAAUUUUUAAGCAUC
Molecule: messenger RNA, 1266 nt
Organism: Monomorium pharaonis (pharaoh ant)
Lineage: Eukaryota; Metazoa; Arthropoda; Insecta; Hymenoptera; Formicidae
Gene: RfC3
Product: replication factor C subunit 5
Exons: 8
Coding region: 91-1077 (328 amino acids)
Biological process (GO): DNA-templated DNA replication; DNA repair
Cellular component (GO): DNA replication factor C complex; nucleus
Molecular function (GO): DNA binding; ATP hydrolysis activity; ATP binding
Source: RefSeq, a predicted model, not a curated record